GUUACAGUCUCUAAGCGUGGAGACGGAACGGACGAGCGAGAGACUGUGGAAGAGUCUAGGGCUGGCUGAAUGCCUGGAGAGAGGGACUGGGUAUUGGGACGUGUUUGCAUUGCGUGACAUAAGUUGACUAUUUUUAGAGGGCAUCUAGCCUAGACUACACUCGUUGUCAAUAAGUCUUAUUUAAUGUGUUCAGCUUGUGAACCGUAUAAUUAAGAUUGCAAAAUGCAUGGUAUUUUUGCUGGUAUCGUAGUCGCUUUCUUUGGUCUUUACUCGACUUGCUCAGGUAGAGAUGAUAGUCUUGUUGUAGACACAGCAGCUGGUUCAGUUCGUGGUCGCUUACAGAAUUUAAUCCACGGGUUAUCUGUGAAGCAGUUUGUUGGUAUACCGUAUGCAGAACCUCCAGUCGGUGAGCUAAGAUUUGCUCGACCACUACCUGUUAAACCUUGGAAUGGAGUGAAAGGGGCAGUGAAUUUCGGACCAGCAUGUCCACAGAUAAAAUUGAAGGAAAUGUUCGAACUACUUAAAUCAAAUUUCUCGGUUGAAGAUGGGAGACCCGAAUGUCGGCGAAACCACUCCCGUGGUCACGUGGCCUCGUUACAACAGCUCAGCACACGUUCAUUUACGUAUCUCUUUGAACCCCAAACUGGAGUUUUCCUUCCGUGAGAGGAAGAUGGCGUUUUGGAAUGAAUUCGUCCCAAAGCUUGCUGGAGGUGAAGCAGACCAGGAGAGUGGGGACAAAAAUACGAAGGAUAAUCAACCAGCGAAAGAAGAACUUUGAAUGACUAAGAUCUUUCAGCGCUGCGCUUAAUAUGCACGAUAAGGCACAGUUUUUUUUACGAUGCUAUUGCAUUUUACCAAUUUUCCAAAAAAAAAGGGGGGGGGGGGGUAUUCGACAAGUGCUGGUGAAUUUACGUUCGUAAACUUUUAACAUAUGUUGCUACCUAGUUUCCACUUUGUCAUUUAGUCGGCUUUCUUUGUAAAGUGUUCGUGAGCUACGUUCUGCAAGACCAAUAGAUCUUUUUACCUUAAUACGGUGGCCGAGAGGGUGACCGUUGCAUCAUGGAUGGUUUAUAGACUCCACAGCUGGGUGUCUUUUUAGAGAACUUGAUGUAAUUAAUUUGGAAAUCUUCAAAUUCGAGUCCAGUUGCAUCCACACUGCAGCAGUAAACUAUCUUCGUGAUGCCUUUGUUAAAAUUCAAAGCGCACCAAAAUAGUUAAACGGAAAGGGAGAGAAUAGCAUGCAUGUUGUAGCCAAGGAAGAUAACUAGAAGUUUUUGUCCAUAUAUAUCAGGUUCAAAAACGUUAUCUUAAAACUGAAUAGGGCACUUUGGUAAAGGAAGCUCAUGUUUUUCGUAAAUCGGGAAUGUAAUCCUCUUCUCUAAAUCUCCUAAUCUCCUUUCCUCUUUUCUUUUCUCUCCUCUCGUCUCCUCUCCACUAGCUCCUAGCCUCUCCUCCCCAAAAGUGUAAUAUUACUAGGCUUCGCGUAUAUCCGGAGAUAAGGGCACAAAGCCAAACCCACUUCCUCUUGCGUGACUUCAGAUUGAGAAAAUGACAUUAUAUAUUCCGACUAUA
Actinia tenebrosa (Australian red waratah sea anemone) is the source of this 1572-nucleotide messenger RNA. Its product is annotated as acetylcholinesterase. Lineage: Eukaryota; Metazoa; Cnidaria; Anthozoa; Actiniaria; Actiniidae. The record is from RefSeq and is a predicted model, not a curated record.